UAUGUCGAAUUUGCGAUCUGAAAUACUGACACAUGACAUGUCCAACAUUGAGAUAUUAGUGAAUAAUGGCAGUAAGGAACUGUUUGAACUAUUACGUGAUACUAGUAUUGGGAUCCUAGACCUUGGGACGGCUGAUUGUGCCUCAUUAGCAUCCGAGAUUCUUCACACGCUGAAUAAGCUAACUAAGCUUUAUUUGUGGGGAACCUAUACGGGUAGAUGUGAUCUGAGACUGCCUGCGUCAUUGCAAUGUAUUUGUCUCGUGGAUGUCAAAUGUUCAUCUGAAUGGCUGUGCAGCUUGUUGAUCACGCUCUCUUCAUUAGAUCAUCCUGUCGAGUGUGUGUUGUGGGAUGUUGCAUGGCAGUCAAGUAAAGAAGCCCGGGGAAAGAAAUCACAAUGUUCAACAAAUGUUAAAGCUGAUGUUAAUGAUAGUUCGAAUACGAAUGUGUCUGAUUUACAUACACAAAUGUUGUCAUGUGACAUGUCGAACAUUGAACUACGCGUCUUAAAAUUCCAAAAAGAGCUGUUUGAAAUGUUGCGAGGCACGAGUAUAAGAAGCGUGCAGCUUCAGGCUUUUGACGAUGUUUCACUGACAUUUUUGACACAAAACACGUUACCAGCGUUUACGGAAAUUCGAUUACAAGGGACUUACUUGAAUGAUUUUAAUCACACAUUACCAUCGACUCUUCAAUUAAUUAUUUUACAAGAAGGAUCAUGCUCAUCAGAUUGGCUGUACAGUUUGAUGUUAAAACUUUCAACGCUUAAUCAUGCAGUGCGCGUCUACUUAGCUAAAUACAUCGUUUUACAGAGGCGUGAGGCGAUUGGGAAAUACCCCGAACCGCUAAUGCGAGGUGCAGAUUUGUCAAGUGUUAAGUUGGAAGUAUUAAAGGAUUGUCCUGGAUUGUAUGAAACAUUACCCACAAUGCAUAUAACCAGUCUGAACAUGACUAAAAUAGAACACACCGACCUGCUGUCACAGACACUGCCCCUUCUCACCCACUUGCAGCAGCUAAGGAUUUGUUUGAACAAGUAUGAUAUGGAGAUGAAACUGCCAGAAUGUGUUAAGUAUGUGUUUAUAAUUUAUAAAACAUUGUCCCCAUCAUCACUCCAACAAUAUGUGAAUAAUCUGUCUACUAUCAAACAUAGUGUACAGUGUAAACUGCUGAUCCGUAUGGAAGAGAAUGACGAUGAAUAUACGAGAAUCAAGCAAAACUUUUGUGAAUUAAAAUCAGUUAAUGUCGAACAGUUUGAAAUUGUGAACAAAAAGGGUACUGUUCGUAGAGCUGCUGCUCUUACACUAUCUGCUACUGCUGAUGAUUGCGAUGACGAUUACGACAAACAUUUACUCCGACGAGAGGGAGAUUACGUUGAUUCGAAACCAUGGAUUCACUAUUGUAAAAUUCGUCUGAACAUUUUGUUCACAGACGCCUGUGGAGUGAGUUCUUAAACUCGUGCGUUUUCAACGUAUCGUGUAAUUUUAUCGCUUGUUGUACCAACUUUAAAAGGGAUAAAAAGGUAUAUAAUAUAUCGUGUAAAAUUGUAUUUUCCAGUGAUAAAGUCUGUAUUUAAUAUUCGUAUUUUUUGCUACAAAAAGGUUUGCUAAUCGUACAUUCAUUUAAUUUAUUUUUUAAAGUUUUAUUUUUGAAAAUGUAUGCGUUUGAGAUAAGUCACAUUUGACAAUUUGUAAGUUGGAAAUAUACUUCCCCAUAUUAUUAUACAAAAUUAAUUAAACGUUAUUCUCAUAUUGAAAUAAUCAGCAUUUUUAAUGAUAAUAUAUGAAAUCCAAACGAGUGUACAUGAAACCAAAUUGUCAAACUUUAACAUGACACAAAACCAAGGCCAUUAAACACCACAAAAAAAACAAGGCCAUUAACCAACACCAAGAAAUUCUUGAUUCAAAUGUGUCAUUUACUUCAAAGACGUGUUUGUGCAUCGUGCUUUAAACCUUGGUCAUCAUCCCGGGCAACAAAUUAAGGAGCAAAGGAGUCAACCAAUGGUUGUCAUUGGUAUAAUCAAGUAUUCAGCCCAAAGAAUGGUCGCCAACGUUGGCAACUACGCUUUAGUCAUCUAUCGGGUUGCCACGUCGAAAGCGCAAACAACGGUCGAUAACGUGGAUUACUAGGUCAGCAGUGCCACCCAUAGUCAUCUCGCGGUUUACCAAGUUAGUAGCUUAAACCAUUGACCUUACGCGGAAUUGCCUGGUCAGAAGCGCAAACAACGUUCGUCAAUCUAUUUACCUAGUGAGCAGCUCAAACUAAUCUUGACAUUGAGGGUAACCAAGUCAGAAGCGCAAAACAGAAGUAAUCGCUGGUAAUACCGUCAACACCCCAAACAAAUGGUCAUCAUCUCGGAUUAUGCCGUCAGCAACGCACACCAUGGUCGUCAUCGUGGGUUAUACCGUCAGUAGCGCACACCAUGGUCGUCAUCGUGGGUUAUACCUUCAACAACGCACACCAUGGUCGUCAUCACGGGUUUUACCGUCAGCCGGGCAUAUCCUGGUCGUCAUCGUGGGUUAUUACGUAAGUAGCGCACACCCUGGUCGUCAUCGUUGGUUAUACCGUAAGCAGCGCACAUUCUGGCCAUCAUCUCGGGUUAUACCGUCAAUAACGUACACCCUGAUCAUCAUCGCCGGUUAAACCGUCAGCAGCGCACACAUUGGUCAUCAUCGCGGGUUAUACCGUAAGUAGCGCACACCCUGGUCGUCAUCGUGGGUUAUACCGUCAGCAGCGCACAUCCUGGUUGUGAUAAUGGGUUAUACCGUCAGCAGCGCACACCAUGGUGAUCAUCGCGAGUUAUACCGUCAACAGCGCACACCCUGGUCAACAUCGCGGGUUAAACCGUCAGCAGCUCACACAUUGUUCAUCAUCGGGAGUUUUACCGUCAGCAGCGAACAUAUUGGUCAUCAUCGCGGGUCAUACCGUCAGCAGCGCACACCCUAGUCAUCAUCGCGGGUUUUACCGCCAACAGUUAAAACAAUUGUCGUCAUCGUGAUGAUAUCAGUCAGUAGCCCAAACAAUGAUAGUCAUUGCGGGAUUUACCGUUAGAAGCGCACACAAUUUUCGUCAUCCAGGGUUUUACCGUCAGCACCGUAAACUACGGUCGUCAUCGUGUGUUCAACCGUCAGCAGCGCACGCCAUUUACGUUAUCGAAGGUUAUACCGUCAGCAGCGGAAACCAUGGUCAUCAUCGCGGGUUAUACAGUCAGAAGCGAACACCAUUUUUGUCAUCGCAGCUUAUACCGUCAGUAGCGCACACCAUUUUGUCAUCGCAGGUUAUACAAAAGCACCGCUCACCAUGAACAUUAUCGCGGGUUAUAACGUAAACUGUGCUUAUCAUGGUCGUUAUCGCGGGUAAUAACGUAAGCAGUGCUCAGCAUGAUCGUCAUUGCCUUCGCAAAGUAAGGUCCACGUCGCGGGAUGCAAAGUCAAUAACAAAAAUCAUGGUCAUCAUAGCGAUGUUUCCAAGUCAGCGCCGCUCGAUUGCUCAAAGCUGCAAGAACGUGCGUCCUUGAGCCCGCAGUUUCUAAGAUUCACAAGAGCAGGAACGACAACUCUGCAGUUAGAUUGUGCUCCGCCGUGGUCUCAGGAGUACAAUUAAUAAGAAGUGUCAAGGGACCCUGAUUGAGGAUAAAAUACCGCACACGAAUAAGGAUCACCGCACGUUUUACUGCACUGUGUCAAGAGACCCUGAAUGAAGAUGUAAUACCGCACAAAGAAUAAGGCUCACCGCACGUUUUACUGAACUGUGUCAAAGGACCCUGAUUGAGGAUGUAAUACCGCACAAAGGAUAAGGAUCACCGCACGUUUUACUGAAAUGUGUCGAGGGACCCUGAUUGAAGAUGUAAUGCCGCACCAAGAAUAAGGAUCACCGCACGUUUUACUGAUUUGUGUCAAGGGACCCUGAUUGAGGAUGUAAUCCCGCGCCAAGAAUAAGGAUCACCGCACGUUUUACUGAACUGUGUCAAGGGACCCUGAUUAAGGAUGUAAUACCGCACCAAGGAUAAGGAUCACCGCACGUUUUACUGCACUGUGUCAAGGGACCCUGAUUGAAGAUGUAAUACCGCACCAAGAAUAAUGAUAACCGCAUGUGUUACUGCACUGUGUCAAGGGGCCCUGAUUUAGACUAUAAUACCGCACCACGGAUAAUGCUUACUGCACGAUUUACUGCACUGUGUCAAGGGACACUGAUUGAAGAUGUCAUACCGCACUAAGAAUAAGGAUCACCGCACGUUUUACUGCACUGUAACAAGGGACCCUGAUUGAGACUGUACUACCGCACCAAGAAUAAGGAUCACCGCACGUUUUACUGUACUGUGUCAAGGGACCCUGAUUGAGGACGUAAUACCGCACCAAGAAUAAGGAUCACCGCAUGUUUUACUGCACUGUGUCAAGGGAUCCUGAUCGAGAAUGUAAUACCGCACCAAGAAUAAGGCUCACCGCACGUUUUACUGCACUGUGUCAAGGGACCCUGAUUGAGGAUGUAAUACCGCACAUAGAAUAAGGAUCACCGCACAUUUUACUGCACUGUGUCAAGGGACUCUGAUUGAGGAUGUAAUACGGCACCAAGAAUAAGGAUCACCGCACGUUUUACUGCACUGUGUUAAGGGACCCUGAUCGAGAAUGUAAUACCGCACCAAGAAUAAGGAUCACCGCACGUUUUACUGCACUGUGUCAAGGGACCCUGAUUGAGACUGUAAUACCGCACCAAGGAUAAGGAUCACCGCACGUUUUACUGCACUGUGUCAAGGGGCCCUGAUUUAGACUAUAAUACCGCACCAAGGAUAAGGCUCACUGCACAUUUUACUGCACUGUGUCAAGGGACCCUAAAUGAGACUGUAAUACCGCACAAAGCAUAAGGAUCACCGCACGUUUUACUGCAUUGUGUCAAGGGACCCUGAUUGAGACUGUAAUAUCGAACCAAGGAUGAGACUUACUGCACGUCUUACUGCACUGUAACAAGGGACCCUUAAUGAGGAUGUAAUACCGCAUCAAGAAUAAGGCUCACCGCACGUUUUACUGCACUGCCCGUUUCGUUCUAGUCUGUAUUGUAACGUAGUAUCCCAGCGAUGGAGAAGAAAAACAGCUCUGCUGUACAUACUAGUUAACGUUUAAGGAGCAGGUUAUCCAUGUCUUGAUGGUUUCUUCCUGUUUCCGAUGACUGCAGUCAGCGCCAAUACUUUCUCAUCAUGAAGCGUUCAUUGAACUUGGUAAUUUUUAUUUAAGUUUUGUCGGGAUUUGAUUAACGCUUUAUUUUGUACCGUUAUUAUUUACGUAAAGCACGAUAUUUUACACUGUUAAUUCGUAAUGUUGAUAGACACUUUCGUAUAUGAUUUACUACACGAUAACAUUUGACAAUCGUUUGUGGAUGUUUUUUUGGGUUUCCAAAAUAAUUUAUAUCUGUAAAUAUAAAGCUGAAAAUAGCGGUAUUGGUUCACUGUGUAAGUCAUUUAGAAUAACAAAAGUGUAACUAUCUUAUUCAAAUUACGUUUUCACGUCGAUAUUUUUCGUAUUAUCUUUAUGCAACUCUUUUUCCUAUGUUUCACAUUGAAGAGAUCCCGCAACGCAAUAUACAUAAUGAUGCACGUGCAUAGUGGUAUAGCUGCAUUUGUAAAUAAUUUGUUUGCACAUGUAUAUUUGUUUUGUUUUUUUUACAGCGGUUAAGGCAAAAAAUGUUUUCAUUUUCCGUGUGACCGCCAUGGUUAUGGUUUUGAUUUUGUAUAGUUCAGAUAUUACCAUUUGCCUCGUGAAUUGAUGUAAAUAACAUAAUAUUAUUUCAUUUUAUUUCCUCCUUUCGAAUGAUCUUGCAAAUACCUUGUACUGAUAUUAAAUAACAUGCACAUAGAAUGUAAAUGCAUUCAUGCAUAAAUAGUGUUGUUGUACAUACAUAUUUUUAUAACCUGUUUGCAAGAAUAUUCAUUUCACAUUUAAUUUCAACCUACUAUUGUAAGUCGAUUAAUGCAAACAUAAUGAUCGAUUCAAGUUCGAAGAAACUGUUCUGAAUACUGUAAAAUAUUAUUUGCUCAGAUUUAUGCCAUUAUAAGAGUCAAUUCAAUAAUGCAGAAAUGGUUCUUAUGAUUAUAUUAUUGAUACGAAAUACACACUAGUUCUUGAAAUUUCAAACCAAUAUAAAAAUCACAAAAUGUACUUAUAGUACAUGCAUUUUUAACGCAUUUCAUAGUAAAAAUCCAUCGUGUUAAGUACAAUUAUUUUAAUGAUAAUAAUCAUUCUUUUUUUAAUUCAUAAAUGACGAUGGAACGUUACUUUAUAAAUAUAGAUUUUCUUCAAAUAUAACAAAACGUAGAUGUAUUAUAUAAUGUCUUUAAUUUGUUGUUUGUGCUAAUAUAAUUGUUGUUUUACGGGUUGUAAAUACGCUGCAAUGUAAGAAUCGAUCAGUACAGUAUGGUAUGCUAACGUGGCAUAUGACUGCUUCUAUUGACCGAACAUAUAAACAUACCGCUAUAGCCUUAUUGUAAGAUUGCUUAAGAAGCUCUGUAAGCAACAACGCAGUUCGCGAUUUAAUCGUAUCAUAUGUUUAAGUUCAUUAUAUAAUCGAACUUAUUUCAUUUAUAUAAAUGUUUAGCAUGUCAAAUAUCGUUUCGGCGAAUGAUGCUUUACACUAUGCAAAGAGCCAUUUAAAUUUAUUUGCCGAAUAUAUAUAUAUAUAAAUUAAGUGUGUAUUUGUGUGGUUAUCUCUCCGAAAUUCCGUCUGUAGUACAAUAUGAUGUAAAGCUAUUAUUUUAAUGUCAAUGAACAUUUAUCGUUGAAUUAAUGUAUUGUUCAAUGCACGCUAUCAAUUAAUUGAACGUGGAACUGUUGAUUGAAAUUAAGACGAGUCAUCAUGAAAUCAUUAAAUUGUGUUUAACAAAACAAAGCGUACAUUAAAUGAAUGUGAGUGCGUUGCUAACAUUUUCUAAAUACUAUUGUUGACUUAACCAGGAAGCUAAUGACAAAAUGUUGUUUUACAAACUUGCAUUUAACAGCACAUUAUUGCUCUUUUCUCAGUGUACAGACUAUAAUGUUGAUAUGUAUUGUAAACCUGUAACGGAAGGACAUGUUGAACGCUCGUAAGUGUAUAUGCUAUUUCACCAAUGCCUUCGUUGUACACGCUAUGUAUGAAUAUUAAGUAAUGAUAUUAUAAUGUAGUUGGUAUACAUUACAUUUAAUUGUUUUCUUUUUGAAAUAUUAAUGAUGUUAUUUUUGCUGUUGUUUUUGUAUUACUGUUGUGAUUUUACAGUAAUUAAUUAAACACUGUUCAAAUGCAUCAUGACAUGCCUUUUAAACAUAUAGGGCAAUGUUUGUACCGGUUUAAAUUUUAGUCUUCAAUACUAUAUCUUACGUUGUCCAUACGUAUGCUAGUACCCGUAACUAUGUAACGCUAAGUCUUUUUAUUCUGUAUAAUAUAAGGUAUCCUUAUUUCGGAAAGAAACGCUUUUACUAAUUGUACAGCAAUUUGGGCAUAUGUUAUGAUAGAAACCGGCUAUGUAUUGACCUGAUGUUAGUUAUGCUUACAUAGUAAUGAAUGUAUGAAAACAAUGUUUUGUAAUAUUGCUUGUCCAUAAUAUCUCGUUUUUACAAAACAAUGAUAUACUAGACGGUUACCUUUUUAUAUUUGUAAAUGUUGCAUGUGUGUUUUGUUUAUUUAUUUAUCAAAAUAUUAGAGUACUAACCUGCCAGUUGAGUCGAACAAGUUAACGAUACACGUCUAUUAUUGCAAGUUACUUGUUCAAAACUGGGACUAAGUUAAUGCAGAGUUGUAGUAUCAUAGCCAAACAUAUUAGAUUUAGCUCACCUGAGCAAAAUAUGAUCAUGGUAAUCUUGUGUGAUCGUGGUUUGUCCGUUACGCGUCGUGCGUCGCCCAUCGUAUGUCAUCAGUCAUACAUACAACAUAUACGUUGUUAAAACUAUUAGUGUGCCAUAUUAAGUUACUUAAUUCUUCAUGAAAGUUGGUCAGAGCAUUUGUCAAAAUUAUAUCUAAGCCGAGAUCAAAACUUAACGGUAGUCAUGUUGGGUUAAAAGUAGCUUACUGUCAUAUUGGAAAAAACGCUUGUCAACACAUAAAAAGUUACAUUAAGGUAGAAUCUUCAAGAACUUUUGUCAGAACAUUUGUUCUAGUGACGUCUUGGCUUUGAGUGGCAAUGGUUCCUGUUGGUCGAAAAACAUGGCCCCCAGGGAACGUGGCAGUUUUUCCUUAUUUCGCUUUCAUGUGAUCUUGUUAAUACUCUAGAUGCCACAGGAGUAGUCAAAUCGUCAAGAACAUUUGUUGUAAUGAUAUCUCGGCCGAAUGGGACAUGUUUUCCGAUGCUAUGAAAAACAUUGCCGCCAGUUUUCCUUAUGUUGCUAAGUGUAACAUCGUUAAGACUCUAUUGGUCACAACUAAAUCCACUUUUUAUGAAACUGGAUGAGAAUAUUUGUCCCAAUGAAAUCUCGGCUGAGUUUGAAACUGGAUUACGUAAGUUUAAAAGUUGGUCACCAGGUCAAUUUAAAAAAAGCUUGUUAAUAUUCUUAAAGCCAUUUUUCCCCAAUCUUUCUUAAACUUGGUCAUAUAUGUGUUCUGAUGAUAUCUCAGCGGGCUUCGGCAAUGGUACUGUCCGUUGAAAAAUAUGGUGGACAUGAGGUAAGGCAGCUUCCCUUUUAUGGCUUUCGUGGAACCUUUUAUUAGUAACAGUUUUAAUCACAUCUGUCCUUAUGAUAUAUUGGCAGAGUUCUUGUCAGGUAAAAACUUAUGUCACUACGUGAAAAAAGCUAUAGAAGUCAAAUAUCAAGUAGAAUCGUCAUGAAACUUGAUCAGAACAUUUGUUCUUAUACAAUUCUCAGCCAAGUUUCAAAAUAAAAGGAUGUAUGCACAUUUUAUAUUCAUGUUUUGUAAAGUACGUGUAUUAUUCUGAACUCCACCUUCUCAGAAUUGUUUAGAUUUUUAAAUCUCAAAUUUUUGGAAAAAGACUGAUAAAUCACAAGGUUAGCGUGAGCUACGACAUCAGAAUAUGUGUCGCACAUAAACACGGACAUACUUAGCUUACAGACGGAAAAUGAAAUGAUUGUUUAAGCUGUAAGCGACAGUGAACGCUCAAGUCGUUAUUCGUGGUGUUUUUCUUCAGAAAUAUGGUAUUGAAUAUGCUAAACAUGUAAUUUAUAACAUGUGAUGGAUCAGAUGAACGUAUUAAGUCUUGAAUAACGACUUGAUCUAUACUUAAUAACAUUCAUACGUUUUAUGUUUGUCUUAACGCAAGUCUUAAGAAAUGAAAUCAUAUGUGAAAUGAUACAACAAUGUUAUAACCAAAUAUUUGAAUUUUAAAUUUGAUAGUUGAAAUGACAAGAUGGCCUCUCGUAUUGAUUUUUAUUUCACUGUUAAGUGAUACUGUUAGAUUAAAUAAUUGUUUAUUUCAGACAAAACUCUAUGUAUUGAAAUCGAUGCAAGUAAACAGACGUUAAUUGGCAUAAUGAAUUACAUAUAAUAUGUAUAUGGAAUUUUUAUGACAUCAUAUGAACAAGUAUCUUUACAAGGGUUUUCAUUGUAUUCUGUAUGUGAUCGUAUGUUGAGACUUGAUUCUAGUUAGAGUAUUUAUGAUUCACCAGAACAACAUUCUGCAUUAAGCAUUUAACAAACACACACAUCAGUGAAUAAAUAACUAGUAAAAAUG
Messenger RNA from Dreissena polymorpha, 9633 nucleotides. RefSeq lists its product as uncharacterized. Bases 2 to 1444 code for a protein of 480 amino acids. The transcript is spliced from 6 exons. The record is from RefSeq and is a predicted model, not a curated record. Lineage: Eukaryota; Metazoa; Mollusca; Bivalvia; Myida; Dreissenidae.